Penicillium digitatum Pd1 is the source of this 1191-nucleotide messenger RNA. The record is from RefSeq and is a predicted model, not a curated record. Lineage: Eukaryota; Fungi; Ascomycota; Eurotiomycetes; Eurotiales; Aspergillaceae.
AUGAAGAUUACCAGACAGCCCCUUAUCCUCAGCCUUUUAGGCCUGGUCGACCUUGCUCGCUGCGGCGUACUGCCGAAUUGGAACUCCUAUCCCAGCCAUGAUCCUGCCAUUGAGAAUCGCACUUUGGACGAGAUCUACGCCUCUGCUAAACACGAGAUGGGUGACCUCAUUGUGCUUUGGGGAGGAGAUGCUGUAAGCCAAGGUGUACCAACGAUUGCAGCAUGGCAAGCACGAUUCCCCGAAAUCAAGCUCAAUCUGACUGUCGACGUUUCAAAAUAUCACGACAGCCGAGUGAAUCGUCAGUUCCAGCGCAAUGGAACCGACGGCGCAGAUAUCGCAGUUUUGCAGACGCUGCAUGAUUUCGGUCGCUGGAAGAGGGAAGGGCGGCUGUUGCCAUACAAGCCGUUGAAAUGGGAGGAUAUUUAUUCCGCUAUAAAGGAUCCUCAUGGUGCCUUUGUGGGAGCAUAUAUAUGUGAGCACCCUGAUGAUAUCUUGUCCCUUCGUAGAUUAUGUCCCAUGCUGACAUUUUCGAUUCUUCGUCAAUUAGACCAAUUUGGAGAUCUUAUUUACAACACCGGACUCUUGAAUGAGUCUAGUGUUCCAUCUUCAUAUGGAGAGUUCGUUCGCCCAGAGUGGAAAAGCAAGCUAGCGUUAACGUAUCCCAACGACGAUGACGCUAUCACUUAUCUGUUCUCUGUCAUCAUUGACAAAUAUGGCUGGGAUUGGUUCGAAUCACUUCUCGAACAGGAUGUUCAGUGGGUCCGAGGAACUGGCGAACCUGCUGACUAUGUUGCCGAGGUCAACUCUACUCGCUCGUUGUCUUUCACCACCAACUUGAACACGGCGACAAACCUGGCUAGCAAAGCACCUGAAGACGCCCGCCUGCUGUGGCCACAGACUGGUGCUAUUUUUGCCUCCACUCCUCGCCCUGAAAGUGCUAAAUUGUUUAUGAGCUGGUUGCUUAGCGACGAAUAUCAAGAGCAAUUCGUCAACAGCCAGACCUACUUGGCACGGAAGGAUUUGCCUUCUAAGCUAGGAAAUGUGUGGGAUGAUGAAUUCACGGCGCUCACUCAAUUUGCAACUUUCAUGGAGAACCGUGAUUUGGUCGAAUGGUGGAGACUCCAGUUUGAGACUUCCAUCGGGACUGCUCAGGGUCUUAGCCCGGUGCUUUCAUACUAUGGUAGCCGCUAG